This is a messenger RNA of Ambispora gerdemannii, 155 nucleotides long. NCBI's taxonomy places the organism in Eukaryota, Fungi, Glomeromycota, Glomeromycetes, Archaeosporales, Ambisporaceae. The record is from the annotation of a GenBank genome assembly.
AUGGCGACAGCAAGGUUCAUUAGCCUUUUCACUCUCGCACUUUUAUUCACUAUUUUCGCAUUCAACCUUGUUGAAUCGGCUCCUUCUGUCAAACAACCACCAGAAUGUGUAUGUAUUCGGUUUCCGUGUUAUUGUGAUCCACGUCCUUAUCCACC